AACUAAUCCCUGUCCUUUGUGGGUGAUUGGUUGUGUUUUAGUUUAAUUAUACAGUUGGUUGUGUUUAAUUAACUGUAAGUUUAAUUGGAUUUUUUGCUCUGUGAAAAUGGUUCGAGUUGUUGGAAACGAAAAGGGCAAAGAUAAGGAAGGAGGUAAAAGUAAAGGUAAGGGCAAAGGUAAAUCCAAAGCCGAAAAUGAAUCAAGUGAUGAGUCUGAAUUCGAUGGAAGUAUUGACCCUGCUAAUAUGUCCAAUCCCCCUGAGGGUCAAGGUAAAUUUUACGAUUCUGGUUCAUCAGAUGAUGAAGAUGAUGAUGCAUCCAUCGCUUCAUCAAGUUCAAAAAAGAAAAAAGGUAAAAAAGGUCGAAGCCGAAGUCGAAGUGCCAGUCCAAAUGCCAAAAAACAGAAAAAGGACACCGGUUCAAUAGAUAGUAAUGAAGAUGAAUUCGCGGAAGAUGAUGAAAUUUUCAAAUCUAAAGGUAAAAGUGGCAAAACUCGCGGUGGUACUUCCUCUCGUGGUCGAGGUCGAGGUGGUUCUCGUGGCCGAGGAAAAAGUGGUAAAGGUGGAAAAGCAGCACCAAAACCGGAAGAAAGUGAAGAGGGUGAUGAUGGUGAAGAAGAGAAAAAACCUGACCCAAAGGAUAAAAAGGAUAAAAAAUCGAAAAAAUAAUCAAUCCAAUUCUCGAGUAGAACACGAAAAAAAAUCCCAAUUACCGUUAUUCCAAUCAUGAAAUUCAAUUAUAAUCAUCAAUCUUUUUCUUUCUCAAUUUUACUCCAAUAACUUUUCAUCUAUUCCUCUGUUUACUAUCAUUAUAUUUACUUAUGAUUAGAUUAUAUCUUUCAUCUUUAUUAUUAAUGAAAUAAAAUGAUCUAAUUUGUUAAC
Molecule: messenger RNA, 880 nt
Organism: Panonychus citri (citrus red mite)
Lineage: Eukaryota; Metazoa; Arthropoda; Arachnida; Trombidiformes; Tetranychidae
Product: ABC transporter F family member 4-like
Exons: 1
Coding region: 107-667 (186 amino acids)
Source: RefSeq, a predicted model, not a curated record